GUUGAGUCGGAUGUUAUUCAGUGAAACACUCACCGAAGGCGGUUUGCUUGCAAUGCUGGACUGUAGUGUCCAUGUAAACCCAUAUAGUUUCUGCCUUGUGUUUUAGAAGAUGGCUGUUACUUUGCACACAGACCUUGGUGAUAUUAAAAUAGAGUUGUUUUGCGAGAAGGCCCCAAAAAGUUGUGAAAAUUUUAUUGCACUCUGCGCUAGUGGGUUUUACAAUGGAUGUAUUUUUCAUCGAAACAUAAAGGGCUUUAUGGUCCAGACUGGAGACCCAACAGGUACAGGCAAAGGAGGGACCAGUAUUUGGGGAAGAAAGUUUGAAGAUGAAUUCAGUGAACAUCUAAAACACAAUGUCCGGGGUGUGGUGGCCAUGGCCAAUAACGGACCAAACACAAAUGCAUCACAGUUCUACUUCACAUAUGCAAAACAGCCUCAUCUGGACAUGAAGUACACGGUUUUUGGAAAAAUUAUAGAUGGACUAGAAACUCUGGACGAGCUAGAGAAAGUCCCAGUGAAUGAAAAGACUUUCCGUCCUCUUAAUGAUGUCCACGUUAAGGAUGUUACAAUCCAUGCAAACCCAUUUGCUGGUUGAUUGAUUUCUUUGUAAAACAUUCAUAACGGAUAAUACAUUGUGUUGUAAAUAUAAAUAUUUUGUGCAUCUUUUUUUCCCCCAAUUCAUCAGUCAGUUUUAUCCGAUUUCAUAAGUUUGUACAUGCAGGCUUGCCUCUUUGCCUGGUAAUCUUCUUUCAUUGUGUUUUAUGUAUGGUAUUUUUUUAAAUAAAACAUUUAAUUGAUAGAA
Messenger RNA from Labeo rohita (rohu), 802 nucleotides. RefSeq names its product peptidylprolyl isomerase (cyclophilin)-like 3 (gene ppil3). Gene Ontology annotation, molecular function: peptidyl-prolyl cis-trans isomerase activity. The transcript is spliced from 6 exons. NCBI's taxonomy places the organism in Eukaryota, Metazoa, Chordata, Actinopteri, Cypriniformes, Cyprinidae. The record is from RefSeq and is a predicted model, not a curated record. Gene Ontology annotation, biological process: protein peptidyl-prolyl isomerization; protein folding. Gene Ontology annotation, cellular component: catalytic step 2 spliceosome. Bases 110 to 595 code for a protein of 161 amino acids.